GAUUGCAAGGACUUCUCAGGAGAGCACGAAUUUCCUAAGCAGUUGAAAAAGGCAUGUAAGGUGAGAACAUUUUCAAGCAUAUACAAUUAUGGUACCGUGAGCAAACCUUUUCUUGAGGUCCUCUUCUCAACGUUCACGCUUCUGCGUGUAUUGAUUUUUUCCGAAACUCACUUUGAAGAGCUGCCAAGUUCCAUCAGAAAUUUGAAGCACCUACGGUACUUAGAUCUACAAUGGAACCGAAAAAUCAAACGCCUACCAAAUUCUUUAUGUAGGUUGGUGAAUCUGCAAACGGUUCAUCUUGCUCAGUGCGACCAACUAGAGGGCCUACCAAGAGACGUGCAUCAACUUGUCAGCCUUACAUAUUUGAGCCUCACGUCAAAGCAGAAGUAUCUACUAAAAAGUGGAUUUUGUGGUUGGCCUAGCCUGACGUUUCUAUAUUUGCAUCACUGCGUUGAGUUAACAUCACUGACAGAGGGAUUCGGCAGCCUCGCUGCCCUGCGGGAGCUGCGCAUCUUCAACUGUCCGAAGUUGGCUUCUCUCCCCUCUGCAAUGAAGCAGCUCUCCUCACUUGAGAAAUUGGUGCUUAAUAACUGCAAUGAGUUGGAUUUGAUGGAACCAGGGGAAGCCUUGAGCGGCCUGGGCAGUCUUCGUGCGCUCAACCUUGUGGGGCUUCCGAAGCUGGUGGGUUUCUCAGCGAGCUUCCAAUCUGCUGCGUCCUCUCUUCAAUAUUUUUGUAUCGGCGAUUGCCAAGGGCUGGAGAAGCUGCCAGAUUUCAUCCAAAGUUUCACUUGUCUUAAGAUAAUUGGGAUUCGUGACUGCCCCGAGUUGAGCAGGAGAUGCACGGCUGAAUCCGGCGAGGAUUUUCAUCUCAUCCACCACGUUCUGCGGAUUUACAUCGACAAUAAAAUCUGGGAAAAGAAUCGUACGUGAUGCCCCCCUGACGCCAGGCCUGUAGAGAACCGGCUGGUUUCAAGACUUUCCGCUCAAAGAAAAUUGCAUUCGAAUAUUUGGUUGGAGUGGCCUUCCAGGCUGGGCGUCCAUACUCUGAUACUCCUCGUGUAUUGAAGGCUUGAAGCGCAUCAUGUCUGUGUCAUUUGUGCUGCACCCUAUUGUGUACGCAUACAUGUUCGUUCCAUGCAUGCAUACUUUGUGUGUAAUAAUUGGGUACAUUUGCUAAUUGCUACAUAUUUGUGCAACUUUCAUGUGUAACAAACGGCACAAACGUACUAUGUACGGAUGUUUGAACUGGAUACUCAUGUUUGUAACUUUGUAUUUCUAAUAUCACAUCAUUUAUUUUGCUGGUAACAA
This is a messenger RNA of Oryza sativa Japonica Group (Japanese rice), 1308 nucleotides long. The record is from RefSeq and is a predicted model, not a curated record. NCBI's taxonomy places the organism in Eukaryota, Viridiplantae, Streptophyta, Magnoliopsida, Poales, Poaceae.